Molecule: messenger RNA, 2055 nt
Organism: Rotaria sp. Silwood2
Lineage: Eukaryota; Metazoa; Rotifera; Eurotatoria; Philodinida; Philodinidae
Source: the annotation of a GenBank genome assembly
AUGGUUCGAUUUCAGUUAUUAUUAUUAUUGAUAUUUAUUAUUAUUAUUUGCAAUUUAACAAAAAAAACAUUGAUAGCAGUAGAUGCUAUAUUUUUUGAAUAUGAAUUACCUAAUCGAACAGUAACAAUAUGUCCAAGUUAUUCAUUAAUAUCACUUGAAUGUCCUCAAAUUCCAUCAUUGUCAGAUCAUCGUUCAUGGCACCCAAAUCUUCCUAAAUAUCUUAUAUCUGUUGAUUAUAUUCGUUCAUUUCCGUUACGACUUGGUUUUGAUGCUAGUUCAUGUCAACCUGAUUUAUCACAUGCUUGUAAUAAUUAUGAUUUACGUUAUAUAAAUAUAUUAUGCAGUGGAAGACCUCAAUGUUCUGAUAUAUCUGCUUAUCAAAUACGUGAACGUAGCUUAUGUGCAUUCAAAGCAGUCACAGAAAUUGGAUUUCAUUGUGUACCAACAUGGAAUUUGCAUGAAAUACAAACAAAAUGUGACAUAUGUCAAAAUGCUUCAUUAACAAAUGAUUAUGGUUUUAUUCAUUCAAGAAAUUAUCCAUCAAAAACUGUUCGUAUGCUUUGUUCUACAACAAUAUAUGCAAAACCAAAUCAUAAAAUAAUACUUUAUUUUGUUAAUGGAGAAUUAAAUCAUGAUCAAUUAAGAAUUGAAAGUGUUACAUCAAAUGGUAUAAUAAUUUUAAAUAUAACUCUAAAUGGAAAUUUAACUACACAAAGAUUAGCAGCAUCAACAUAUGAAAUGAAAAUAACAUUUAUACCAAGUCAUAUUUAUUCAUAUCAUCCAACUUAUUAUCUACUGUAUUUUUAUACAAUACCUAUUUGUUCAAUUACUGAUCCAUGUCCACCUGGACCAUCACCAGUAACAAGUACACCUAUUACGACAUCAAUAACAACAAGUCGAAUGAGAAUACAAUCAGUCGGAUGGACACGCGUGCCAAAUAUUUGGAUUAUUAUACCAAUUAUACUUGCUUAUAUACUUCUAUUACUUCUUAUAGUUGCAUUGGCACUUUUAUUUCGACGACGUCGUAAACAACAAAAAGUAUUAGAAGAUAUUACAAAUACAAAUGUGUCUUCUCGUUAUUUGGAUGCAAGUGGUGCUUCAAGUCGUGUUCAACUUGUUCCAUCAUUGUCUUCUCAAAAUGGUAACAGUACUGUUCAUGAUACUUAUCCAUCUCCUCGUUGUGCAAGUAUAUCACAAAGUGCUCAUCGUUCUUUAUCAAGUUCUCCAUUUGCUCAGAAUAUGGAACGAUAUUAUCGCGAUAGUCGAAGUGAUUUUGAUCUUUACCAUAAUAGUUUAGAUGGAAUAGAUUAUCGUUAUCAUGCACCUAUUCCUUAUCGUGCUCGUUCUGCAACAUCAAAUGGUAACUAUCGAGGUUAUGGUACUAUUGAUCAUUCUUCAUUUAAUUAUGAUCUUAAUCGUCAUCGUCGUUCAUUACCAAAAUCUUUUUCUGAUUGUAAUUUAUGUAAACGACGUGUUGUUAACGAAGAGUAUCAACAGUAUUUUAAUGAACAAGAUGAUAAUUGGCAUUUAGAAAAUUCUUUGGAAAAAAGAACAGAACCAAGAACUUAUCGAGAUAAAAUAAAAGAACGUUUUCGUGAACGUUCAGCAACUCGUCAAAAUCCUGAUAAUGAUAUUCCACCAUCACCAUCGACAACUGUUGAAUAUUCAACUAUUUUACCACGUCAUCAAAGAAUUGCCAGUGAAUCAAAUUGUUCAAAUGGACCUGUUCGUCAUUUACCUUUUGAAUAUAUUCCAAAUGAAACUCCGUCUAAUAUUCGUAACAUGGAAUUUAAACGAAAUUUAAGUCAAGAUCGUCUAGCAACUGGAAAUAAUCAACAACAUGUAACAAAUGAUGAAAGUGGUACUAAUAAUUUUACUAUGAAAUUUUAUGAACGUGAUGAUGAUGAUGACACAAGAAAUGAUCUUGAUAGAUAUUUACAUGAAAGAAGAGAAGUUCAACAAAUGUCGAUGAAAAUGAAUGGACAACAAAAUUUAAAUAGACCUCAAUAUUAUCAUCAACAAAGACGUUUUACUGGAAGUACUAGCGAGAUUUAA